Molecule: messenger RNA, 620 nt
Organism: Thalassophryne amazonica
Lineage: Eukaryota; Metazoa; Chordata; Actinopteri; Batrachoidiformes; Batrachoididae
Product: cobalamin binding intrinsic factor-like
Exons: 4
Coding region: 55-465 (136 amino acids)
Biological process (GO): cobalamin transport
Molecular function (GO): cobalamin binding
Source: RefSeq, a predicted model, not a curated record
CCUGUCGUAGUGAAGGUGCACUGAGGUUUCAGUUGACUCUUUUGUCCCACAUCCAUGAUGUUGAUGCUGGCUUUUGUUUCUGCAGCCCUGCUGCUGGUGACUACUGGAGCUCAAUGUGACAAGAUUGAAAUGUUUCCUGUUCAUUUGGUGGUGAAGAACAGAUUAUUGAACAUUCCCAUGGUGAACUACAGCACUGAAAUUGCUUAUCGAGGGAUCCUACUGGGGGCAAUGACCAGGUUGAAGAACUCCAAUGCAGGCUUCAAGUUCACUUACAAAGAAGACCCAAACUAUGGUCCCUACCUGGUAAGUGUGAAUGGUGUGGCUGAGAACAAAGAAGACCGUACCUUCUGGGAGCUACUGGCCCCCAACAAAACAACUGGUGAAAUUAUGAGAACCGAUGUUGGGAUUGGAUGUUACAUUCCAGAUCCGCAUGAGCAAAUCAUCCUGAACUUUACAACUUGGUGAAGAUUCAGCAGAUGAUUCAACAUCAGCAUGGCCUCAUCGCUAGUUUCACAAUCGGGUUAAUGCAUUUUAACAAUCAGGGAAGGGCAACCGUGAUUAUAAAGCGCACUAAUAAUUUUAUUUGUACCAUCUCAUGGGCAGGCCAAGUAUUAAAAGAG